Messenger RNA from Cetraspora pellucida, 303 nucleotides. The record is from the annotation of a GenBank genome assembly. NCBI's taxonomy places the organism in Eukaryota, Fungi, Glomeromycota, Glomeromycetes, Diversisporales, Gigasporaceae.
AUGAGAGUUGCUCAAACUACAUCUUAUAAAGCAAAAGAAUUCGCUGAAUAUCUACUUAGAAUUGGUAAUGAUACAGAAACAACAAUUGCAAACAACUUAAUUUGCCUUUCUGAUAAAAUAGUAAUUCAUUUACAAAAAGAUGAGGAUUCCAUUAAUUUAUUAACAAAUGCUAUGUAUCAAAAUCUCUCUGAAAAUGCUACAAAUACUUUGUUUAUGACAGAAAGAGCAAUACUAACCCCAUUAAACAGUGAUGUCAAUAAAUUAAAUGAAAAAAUAAUGACCAAAUAUUCUGAAAAACAAUGA